Stegastes partitus (bicolor damselfish) is the source of this 2979-nucleotide messenger RNA. It is a transcript of the gene crata, whose product is annotated as carnitine O-acetyltransferase a. The transcript has 14 exons. Gene Ontology annotation, biological process: carnitine metabolic process, CoA-linked. Gene Ontology annotation, cellular component: peroxisome. The record is from RefSeq and is a predicted model, not a curated record. Gene Ontology annotation, molecular function: carnitine O-acetyltransferase activity. Bases 204 to 2111 code for a protein of 635 amino acids. Lineage: Eukaryota; Metazoa; Chordata; Actinopteri; Pomacentridae.
CUAACGGCUAACAGCUAACCCCAGCUACAAUUGUUUUGACAGGUACAACACCAAGCUAUCGGCUAACUGCUAACCCCGGCUGGACUUUGAGCUUCUUUCCGGUGGGUCCGGUCGAUAGGGCGGCCGACUAGCAGCGAACCUAUCUGGAGUUGGAGCUGGUCCGGAGACCCGUGUGAACCUGUGGGCGGUACCUGGGAAGCAGAAUGUGGGGCAUUUGCAGCAGAACUGUGGCGGGGAUGGUGAAGCCCUGCAGACUCAUGAGGCCGCGUCACCUGGUGAAGCCGGUGUCGGCGACCCGGGUGGCGGGCCGGUACCUGAGCCACCAGAAGGGGCUGCCCGGCCUGCCGGUGCCGCCCCUGCAGCAGACCUGCGAGCGCUACAUCACGGCGCUGGAGCCCAUCGUGGAGGCCGAGGAGCUGCAGCGCACCAGGCGGCUGCUGGAGGACUUCCAGAAGGCCGGGGGGCUCGGAGAGAAGCUGCAGAGAGGCCUGGAGAGGAGGGCGGGACGAGCCGAGAACUGGUUGUCCGAUUGGUGGGUUCAGGUGGCUUAUCUGGACUACCGGCUGCCUGUCGUGGUUCACUCGAGUCCCGGCUUGGUUUUGCCCCGUAUGAGCUUCAGCGACAAGCGUGGACAGAUCAGAUUCGCCGCCAAACUGAUCGCAGGUGUUCUGGACUUUAAGACGAUGAUUGACAAUGAGGCGCUGCCGGUGGAGUAUCUGGGAGGGAAGCCGCUGUGCAUGAACCAGUACUACGAAGUCCUGUCGUCGUGUCGUAUUCCUGGUCUGAAGAGAGACUCGGUGGUGAACCACGCCAAGAGCUCGAGACCCCCGAAGCACAUCACGGUGGUCCACAACCACCAGUUCUUUGUCCUGGACGUCUACAACGACGACGGAUCUCCGCUGACUGCAGAUCAGCUCAGCGUUCAGCUGGAGAAGAUCUGCAGCGCCUCAUCAGGAACCAGCUCCGAACCCGUCGGCAUCCUCACCACCCAGCACCGGGACACCUGGGGGAAGGCCUACGCCGGCCUCGUCAAGGAUAAGACCAACAGAGAGUCGGUGUCGGCCAUCCAGAGGAGCAUCUUCACGCUGUGUCUGGACGGAGCGACGCCGCCGGUGUCGGACGACUCGUAUCGCAGCUGUGCGGCCGUCCAGAUGUUGCACGGAGGAGGCAGCCGGUGGAACAGCGGCAACCGCUGGUUCGACAAGACGCUGCAGUUCAUUAUUGGAGAAGAUGGAACGUGCGGCGCCAACUAUGAGCACGCUCCGGCUGAAGGUCCGCCCAUCGUGGCCCUGAUCGACCACGUCGUUGAGUUCACGAGGAAGCUGGAGUUGGGUCAACCUCCCACCGGGUCGCUGCCCACGCCUCGGAAACUACACUUCAACAUCACAGCGGACAUCAAGAAGGACAUCGAGGAGGCCAAGAACAGCAUGAACACACUGGCCGACGACCUCGACAUGAGGGUCAUCGUGUUUGGCCACUUUGGAAAAAACGUCCCCAAAGCCCACAAGAUGAGUCCCGACGCCUUCAUACAGGUGGCGCUGCAGCUGGCCUACUACAGGACGUACCAGCGCUGCUGUGCCACGUAUGAAAGUGCCUCCCUGAGGAUGUUUCGACUCGGCCGUACGGAUACGAUCCGAUCAGCCUCGAGUGCCUCGGCCUCCUUCGUCAGAGCCUUCGAUGACUCCAGCAAACAGAACACAGAGAAGGUCGAUCUAAUGGAUAAAGCUGUAAAAGCCCACCGAGCGUACACUAACAUGGCGAUCAGUGGCCAGGCCAUAGACAGACACUUGCUGGGCCUUAAGAUGCAGGCCAUGGAGGAAAAACUUUCUGUUCCUGAUCUUUUCAAAGACGCUGCGUAUGCUAAAGCCUUACACUACAAGCUGUCUACAAGUCAGGUACCGUCCAAGACUGACUGCGUGAUGUGCUUCGGCCCGGUGGUACCCAAUGGCUACGGUGUUUGCUACAAUCCCAUGGAAGAUCACAUCAACUUCGCAGUGUCGGCGUUCAACACGUGUAAAGAAACCAACGCAGCACAUAUGGCUGAGGCAGUGGAGAAGGCUCUGCUGGACAUCAGGACACUGCUGGAGCAAACGCCGAGAGCCAAACUGUGAAGCUGGUCAUGGACGACGUGGAAGCUACAGGUCAACAACCACUCGCAGUGACGUGGACGUCCUGGUGUUGGGCUACUAGUCAGUAGUCAGAGCCAGUAUUCAGUUUUCUCACCAGAUUGCCGAUGAUCACCGUGCACUUUAAAUGAUGCUGGGACUCCUGCUGUAGUCAGACCGGCUGUUCGUCUGGUCGCAGCUUCUUACAGACGUUUCUGUUUCGAUUCCUAACACAGAUGAAGCACCUGUUUACAGCAGAGAGAUUCUAAUGUUUGCCAGUAGAAACCAUCUCACUGAUGGAUGUUAAUGGAUAUUUUAUUGUUGACAAAUCGCCUGAUGAGGCCAAAGACCAACAAUCAGUGAAUCCUCGAGAAAUUAAUCAAUCUAACGAAUAUUAAAUUAAGUUUUUAAUAAAAUGUAAACUAUUCUGAUGACCUCUAAAUAGUUUUAUGUCCUUUUUCUGGUUGUAGUUUAAAGGUUCCAGCAUCAUAAAUAUAAACGUGUUGAUUUUAUGAGUCCUGACUAAAACUUUGACCCUUUGGUGGGACAAAGUCACAUUUCUGGGACACUUUUCUGAUGUAGUUGAAGCUACGACGGCCACUCACUGGUUUUUAACUGGAUGCCUUAAGGCCUGUUUCUGAACAUUUACAGUGAUUGUAGCUAAUGAGGAUGUAAACCUAGAAGGUGGACAUCGUUGGAGGAUCGCUACAAGUUUUACAAUUAAAGUGGAUUUUUCUGGAGCCAGUUCAUAGCUUAUGUUCUUGUCAGCAAAUCACCUGUUGAUGCCAAAACCAACAAUCAGGAGAUUCUAGCACCAGAUAAUGGAACAAAUAUUACAUUAAAUCAUGAAUAAAAUGUAAACUAUUCUGAUAAA